Molecule: messenger RNA, 9188 nt
Organism: Xyrichtys novacula (pearly razorfish)
Lineage: Eukaryota; Metazoa; Chordata; Actinopteri; Labriformes; Labridae
Source: the annotation of a GenBank genome assembly
ACUUUUCGUCAAGCCUUCAUCCUCAGCUCAACUGUGUUUUCAUCAUGAUACUAUAGCACCACUACAACGUGUUGAAAGUACCCAUACCCAGACUAACCUGAAGAACUUAAACCGAAAAAUGCAGAUGUAAACUUUUCACAACCGUCGAUUUUUUUAGGAGAAGUUUAGAGCUGUGAGGAAGAGCUGUCCUGUGUCUGCGGGCGCUUCAGAGGAUUACAGCAGUGAAAGGUGGCUAAGCUAGCUAUUAUUAACACUUUGUGACCAGCUGGAGAAGAGGGGGACCUACCUGACAAGUUAGGGUCAUUUUGGGGCUUUUGCUUUAGUGUUGCAAUAAUGCAAGUCACAGAUUUGUUCGUGUCUGCACCAGGAAAAGCGAUCCUGCACGGAGAGCAUGCAGUUGUACAUGGGAAGGUAAUGUUUUUAAAAUAUAAUUGUGUUUAGUACUUUUAAAGACAAAAGUUUCUAAAGUGCUUUGACAUAUAGUUAUUAAGCACAUGAAAAAAGGAAAAUAAAAACAAAAAGCUUAGUUAAAACGGAAUUAUGCCAUUUUCAUGGCAUUUAAAACUCCAGACAAUACACUUUGUACCUGUACAGUUUUCUAUUAAAAGUGUAAUUGGCUUAAAAUGCAAUUUUCUUGCUUUUAAAAUAUAACCAGUGAUUUAAAUGUUGAACUAUAAACUAUGAUACCUUUGUGAUAAAUCUGACUGUUCCCUUGUUUUUUUUCCCCCACAGGUGGCCCUUGCUGUGAGUUUGAACCUGAGAACAUAUUUGAGGCUGAAAGCCACAACCACGGGCAAAGUUUGCAUUAAUCUGCCAAAUAUUGACACGUUUUAUUCCUGGGAUCUUUCUGAACUGGAGCAGCUCAUCUCUUAUUCUGGUGGUAAGGCAUGAUACAACACUUAGGACUAGGGCCCAACCGAUAUGGAUUUUUUGGGGCCGAUGUCGAUACCGAUUAAUGGGGGUGGGGGUGGGGGGUGGGGGUCUGAUUACCGAUUAAUCGGCCGAUCUUUAAAUUUUUUUUAUGAAGUUUUAAAAAAUAUUUAUACUGUAGAUAUUUACAGUAUACUAUAUUCUGUAGAUAUACUGUAGGCUACUGCUCUUCAUGCUAACAGGAAGACCAACUGAUCAAACUGGGACCAGAAAAGCGUUUUCAACUAACCCUUAACUAACUAAAGUUGGGGAACUUUUCAAAUGGCAGAACGUUUUUGAAGUGAAACUGAAUCUCAUUCUCUGCAUUUUAUUUCUGAAGAUAUCGGCGAAAAAAGUUUUGGCCUAUUACCGAUUAGUAUCAAACGGGCUAAAAUUGACCGAUUUAAUCGUCUCGCCUAUAAAUCGGUCGGCCCUACUUAGGACACUCUGUAAUUUAUUUUUUGCAUCUGACCCAUACAUCCAGUUGUUCAGUUCUCCCUGGGAACCAAAGUUUAGGGAUGGGAAUUGAUAAGAUUUUAUCGAUAUCGAUGCCAUUAUCGAUUCUGCUUAUUGAUUCAAAAAUCAAAAUGCAAAGUGUCUGGAGAUAAGUCUUUGCAUGCACCCAUAGAAGAUUGCACACUAAAUUUGUUUCAUGUUUUUAUUCCAGUGGUUCUAAUGUCUUGUCACUUGUGUUAACAGGAAAGAAGGAAGAGGGGAAACUUCUGGAUGCUGAACUUGUGGGAAGACUGCGGGAUUUUAUAGGUGUAACAAAUGGGAACUUGGAUACUUGCAGCAUGGCCUCAUUAUCCUUUCUUUACAUCUACAUUUCCUUGUUUCGAUCAAGGUGAGGUGUUGACACCAGCUUUAAUAAUAGUGUUCAUUUAAGCUUUUUUUUUCUGUAAUGCUGCUAUGUGGCACAUAUGACAAUGCAAAUCAUAUGUCUGAUGUUUUGAAACCCACUGACCAGGCCUGUCAUCCAGUUUUAGGGCUUUAGUAAGAUUGCUUUAAGGUAGUACAAAAAAUCACUUAAAUCUUCUGGGAGGAGCUUUGUUUGUGUAGAUUUUUACGCCCUUUUGUGGACAAAGUAGACCCUUUUACCCUUUUGCCCCGUAAACACUAAGUAGUAUUUUCUGACAAAAACUAUCCUGCUUUCUUUUAACAUUCAGAUAUAUAACACUGUGAAAAUUUGUUAAAGGGAAAAGUAACGAGAGUUUGUUUUUUUAGCAUGCUAUUAGUCGUCUGGCCUGACACCUACCCCCUCACAGAUGUUAAAGCCUUUAAAAAACACAAAUUAGAAAAUGCAAAACCUGUUACUGAUAGUCUUCUUUGCUUUUGUAGAUCAUAAAAAAGGCACCCCUGUUAAUUUACUCUCAUUCAUAAGCUAAAAAUUACUCACAGGAUUUUUAUAUAAUAACUGAUAACAGAGCUGAAGACUUGUUAAUGUGCUCUAUUUAUGGGCAACGGAAAAUUUAAAAAAUGUCUUAAAAUUAGACACACCCACCAAUAGAAGGAAACAGGUCUUACUUCCUUCAUCUCUUUUUUUGCAGCUUCUGUAUUGUGUGUUUAGAUAUAUACUUUUUUACUUUAAAGGCAGUACAAGUAAAACCUUCAAGCAUGGACAUUGAAAAUAGGGUAUUAAGAAGGGACUAGAAUUGCUCAACGGCAGAAGUUUCCUGUUUUACCUGUAGGUGGCACAUGCAAUUUCAUAAUUUAUUCAUGACCAUCACUAAGUCUAAGCCUUAGUCUAAGCUACCACCUUAAUCGUGUUAAGCAUUGGAAAAUGUUACAUGUACUGAAUUUCAUAUAACUUUGUGUUCUUAGCACAGCAACUACUGCACAUGCUUACAGUGAGUGGAUUUUGUUAAAAUGAAGAAACAGACUAACAAGGCUUGAGUCAACUCCAAACUGUGAGUGAGACAGAUAGACAGUUGCAGCACAGUAGCUAAUAAUCAUUUUAAUUACUGAUUAAUGUGCUGCUUUUUGUGUAUUUAGUUAACCAAUGAAAAAAAAUCUUAAUAAUUGCCCCAUAGCUCAAAGUGAUUCUUUUGAUUGAUUUAUUUGUGCAACAAGCAAACACCAAAAUCCCAGUGUUUCUAUAAAUGACAUAGAGCAAGCAUCAAAACAUGCAAAGGUCUGAUCUUUCUUUUCAGAUGACUGAAGCACUAAGUUUCUAGUGUCUCUUCUUUUGUUUAUCCAAUCAUUUUAUUGGCUUUUUAUUGCUUCAUUAGAGCAAUCAGCUAUGUUAAAGUAUGUAGAUAAGUGCAGUGAUUGUAAGUGCUGUAUCUACAAAAAAAACAUUAAUGGUGAGAUUGAGAUUGCUAAAAUGGACAUACUGAGUGGCCAGAUGUUUGUUUUUGAGACCCCAGCAUCUGUGAAUGGGGAAGAUGGUUGGAAACAUUAGAGCUGCAGGUUGCUGGCGGGGUAUAAUCGGUGCUGACAUGGUGCAGCUGUGUCUGAGAGAGGUGAUGGGUUCUGACAGGAUGGCCACUAAUGAGAGUCUGGCACUGGGCCACAGUGUAGCCUUUAACAAGUCUGGAUAUGUUUUUCCCUUGAGAGAAGAGCUGGACAAUUAGUUUAGAGUAUUCCCCUGUCUGCCCAACAGCAGCUUCCCUGACAGUGAGGCAGCCGGGCAAACUAAUGUUACCUAUGGAAGUGAAUGGAUUACAGUUUAUUUCAUGGCACUCAUAGUUUUACCAUUACUGUAUCAACAAUUGUGUUCGUAAAGAAUGGGAUAUGACUUAGUUGUCACGCAACAUUUGAACAAAAUGAUUAUCGAGUAGAGAUAACUGUUUUUGACUUUAAAUAGCAAUGCUCUUGGGUCGUCUGUUUUUUAUAUUAUGAUGGUACAGUAACAGAUCCUCUGAUACGUGAAGUAAUCAAGACUUAACCUCAGUCUUAGAUAUAGUAUUUGAAGUGUAUAUAAAAGCAGAAGUUUAAUUUUCACUUAUCCUUCCUCAGUGAGCUGCCCAGCCUGGAGGUGACAGUGUGGUCAGAGCUGCCGACUGGAGCAGGACUCGGCUCGAGUGCUGCUUACUCGGUGUGUUUAGCUGCAGCUCUGCUCUGUGCCAGUGGAGCCAUCCCCACUCCUCUCAAAGAGUGGGAUCACACAGCCAGGUAAAGACAUCAUCAGUUCUUCAUUUAGGUAAUCUCUAAAUGCAGUUUGAGUAAGCCAGUGGUUUGCGCUGUUUAAUUUAUUACACUGAAUGUUCUCCAAUCUGGAAAAGGCUUUACUUCUCACAUAUCUUGUGUGUUUGUUAAACGUAAGUUAUUUGGUUUGAAGUUUUCAGCUGAUAAAAUUUAAUAAAUUAAGAGUAUCUCAAAUUCACGUCACACAAAACCACUCCAAACGCAGAGAAAAAAAGCUUCACUAUUAAUGCUUUUCUACUAAGCACUGAAUAACUUGUUACAGGAAAUGAAAGCCUGACAAUUCCAGUAUUUAAAGUCCUCUGUAAUAAUUGAGAUCUUAAAAUCACAGCUAUGAAUUUUAACCAAAUGUAAAGAUAGUUUUAUUUUUUGUUAAAGGGAAAAUGUUUCCACAAUGACAAAGUCAAUGACAGACAUUUAGCAAAAUAUUAUUGUACUGCAUUAUGCUGUACAUACUGUGAUGAUCCUGAUGAGCCGAAUAACCACUAGUUGAACUGUAUACCCCUCUCUGUUUGGAUAAUAGAUGAAGAGAUCAUAAUGAAACUUCUGUAUGAUUGUAGGUGGUGUCAAGAGGACCUAGAGCUGAUCAACAGCUGGGCCUUCCAGGGAGAGAUGAUCAUCCACGGUAAUCCUUCGGGAGUGGACAAUGCUGUGGGAACAUGGGGUGAGACUUGAAAUAAUUUGACAUACAGCACAUGAAAUAUGGUGACUCACCUCCUGUGGACAGAGCACUAUUAACGGAAUAUUUGAUAGUAUUUUCAGUGAUGAAGAUUUCUCUUUGAGCAGGUGGGAUGCUGAGAUUCUUAGCUGGAAAGAUUAUACCGUUGAGCAGGUACUGAUACUAAAAAUAACUUUUCCAGUAUUUGAUUUGGUUAAAAAAAGUAAAUAGUAGUUGAAAUAGGCUUUCUGUUCAAAUACUAUCCAGGUAAAUGAGUGUAUCAGUGGAGCAGCAGAGUGAACUCUCUGUUGUGUCUGCUUUACUUCCAGGGUGCCAUUAUUAAGAAUCCUCCUCACUAACACCAAAGUACCGCGCAGCACCAAGGUACUUGUUGCCCGGGUGAAGGACAAGAUUAACAAGGUACUAAACGUUUUCCUCCUCCCCUGUGUGUUACUAGCCGACACUGUAAUUAAUAUAAUAGGUGGUGCUUUUGCAUGGCAGAUACUCCAGAGUCUGGCGUUGAGUGCCUUCAUAAAAUAUUGAAAUUAAACUCUUAGGCAGCACCCCUGUGUGCUGUUGCCGUGGUGACGCCAGCAGGUGUGCAGAUGUCUGCCUCGCACACAGACAGGUCUGUAUGGUGUUGUGGCAGUGUUGUGAUCACGCUGGAGUGCAACAAAAGUGAAACCUGCAAUUGUGUAUCUGUAAACAGCUUAUCUAUCUCAAAACAGUUUCAGGUUAUUGAAAACAUUUGGUAAAGACACGUUUCACAGAAAGUCAUCAGUACUGACUUAAUAGAUAAGUCAUAGAUAGUGUGUGUAGGUAGAUAACAGAGGUUGUGAGGGGUUUAUCUUUUCUCUUUGUUUUUGUCUCCUGUAGUUUCCCUCUAUCAUGGCCCCCGUGCUCGACUCUGUUGAUGCCAUCUCUUGCACUUGUGAAAAAGUCCUCUCAGAGAUGACCUGUGAGCCAAUUACAGGAGAGCACUACAAUACUCUGGAGGUAAAAAAGACUUUUGAAUUCUUUAAAGAGAAGACCUCUUCCACUGGCAGCCUAUUAAUCUAUCCCUUUAACAACCUGAACAUAAAAGUAUGAAAGAAUGUAUCAACAAUAUGAGGAAGAAAAUGUCCUCCUAGAAGAGAUGGUACCCUGAAACUGAUGUUGUGACCUUACACAGCUAGCGUCACUCAAGGUAGAUGCUUCAGAAUUUAUAAGAAAGCUACAUACAGCCCAUUCAUCAGUUAGGGAUUUAAUAAAACCAGAUAAAGUUUGAUUUUGGACUGUUAAGAAAGACUAGACUUUAACAUUGUUUUCUUGAGAUAACAAUAAGCUACUUAUCUUCCAAGGUUAAAAAGAGGUGGUUUGAAAACGUUUGGAUUCCCGGAUUUACAGUCAGUCACAGAAAAUGUAGAGAGUCUCUGUUUUCUUGUCAUUCAGCUUGUUAUCAGAUCUGAGGCUUUGAUUAAGCCACUGAGGCCUUGUGUACAGAUUCUCGCAUUAUGAAUGUGUCAUUUACAGAACUUGUCGAUGACACAUUAAUAAUGCGUUAAUUUGUUAAUCAUAAAUUAUCUGCUCGAUUUUUUUGGGUGGAUAUUUACUUGAAAAACUACUAUUGAAACUUUGAACUUCUAUCUAAUUCACUUUUAUUUAAAACUGUAAAUCUAUGAAUCAUCUGACCUCUCUUCUUCCAACCACAAAUGGCUUCAAAGAUGAGGAUUUGUGGAAGAUGUUCAAAUUUCUUGCCACCUUUUAGGUACGAGUGUUUCACCGACUGACUUGCAUUGUAGGAGUUCUGGUGCAACAAAUGAAAUCGUACUGCGUUUACCUCUGUAGAAGGCAAUUCACACUCGCUCAAGUAAUAUGUGGAAGUAAUUAAAGUAAUCAAGUAUCAAUAAGUAUUGAAGUAAUAUGUGGCUCUUAAUGGAUGUUAUUUGUUUGGAUCUAAUCUUUUAUGGGACUUGCACAACAGGGAACUUUCCUGUUGCAGCGGGAGUGAGCGCUGACCACUCUGAAAUAAAAACAAAAAAUCUGUGCUUUUGAUAUUAAUGUUGAAUUCUGUAAGUAAAAAAAAGAAGGAUUAGGCAGCGGUUGCGGAUGCGAGUCUGGCCCUGCCCAUGUGCUGCAUGCCCUCACCCCUCUCUUUCUCUAUCUCCCCACAUUUUACCCUAUCCUAUCAAUAAAAAAAAGACAAAAAUUGCCCAAAAAAUACUUGAAAAAAAAGGAGUAAGUGUUAGUUAUUAAUUAUCAGCUGAAUUUGACAUCUUUGUAAAUAGAUGAACUGAUUCAACAGAAAUCAGUAUUCAGAAAACUGUGCCCGCUUCUGGUCAUUGAGACAUCCCAGGAGUGAAACAUCAUUGUAACGCUACACUCUUUCACGUCAAGCGUUUAUCAGUAUAUCUGGGAACUCUCAUUCAAGUUGACUCUUUCUUUGUCUGUAGUAGAUAUGAAUAUACAAAUAACAGCUGUGUCAUGUUACCUUUAGGAGCUCAUUGACAUUAACCAGCACCACCUGAAUGUAAUGGGGGUGGGACACCCAGCUCUUGACACCCUGUGCCAGGUCACAUUGGCUAGAGGGCUUCACAGCAAGCUAACGGGUGCGGGUGGAGGAGGCUGUGGUAUCACCCUUCUGAGACCAGGUAAUGUAGGCCAGUCGACCUUCUGUGUGUGUCAUAGAUGGUUUAGAGGGUAAAGCCAAACUUUUGUGUCUUUUCCUCCAAGAAUCAACCUCAGAAAAAAUUUGACACAUUGAAAUAUUUUUCCCAGUAGGGGAUGAUUUUGAUCUUAGGUUCUGAAAGAUCUGACUUUCAAAACUGUUUACAGUCAUUUUUUGUUGCUUUGUAGUUUAAUUCCUGGUUCCUGUGUUGGACAAAUAGCGAGUUUCUUUCUCUGUGUUUGCUUCUUGUGCCCAUCUGAGAGAGGCCUUUGUCUGCAUAGCAUUGGCUAAAAUAUUUUAAUUGAAUACUGAGAAGCACAAAAUUACUGCACUGUAGAUUUUGUUCCAAGGUUGAAUUAUAUCAUUUUCCAAAGAAGCAAACUUGCAGAAUAGGAAGUUAAAUAAUGUGAAAACAAAAAGCUUUAGAUAGAAUUAUGAAUGUUCUCAUUUUUAUUUGUUUAGAAAUCAUUUAUUUGUAUUUGAAUUUCCAUAGUGUUGGUUUUCUAUAACAUUCUCAAGUGAUUUGAUUUUUUUUCUCCAAACUUGAAUAUAGACUCUUUCUUGCAAGUGACUUACAAGUCCAGGUUUAUCCCAGAAAGUGCCAUCUUUAUAUCAGAUCUUUUACAUCUGUUUCAGCUAUUUUCAUUUUUUUUCAUACCUGUACGCCCCCAAACAUAAACACCAGUGACAUGACUUUAAUCUGACUUUUCUAUUUUGUAGAGACAGACUCCACUGUUGUCCAGACUACAGUGCAAGACUUGAGAGACCUCGGCUUUGACUGCUGGGAGACAAGUAUUGGCGGGCCAGGGGUCCAGCAGCACUCCCCUGUCUCUGUUAAAGAGGAAAUUCUGGAGGUUUUAAAUCGUUACUGACUCACACCUGAGACUGUGGCUGAGCGAGAGGACACAUGGGAUUUAUCGUCUUUUCCUCAAGACCUGUUAAACGCUUGAUCAAAGAAGUAAUGUGAUUGGGUUGGACCAAAGACAGUUUCACUCAAAGAGAACUGGACACAGCUUUCUGGACUGAAAAGCAAACACAUUAUUAUAGAGGCCGCUAUAUCUCUACAAAAUUACCCAUAUAAGUUUCAACAAAAGAAAACUAAAGCAGAUUUGGAUAUUUGAAAGAAGUGUCUCACCAUGUUGGUGGAUACACGCGCUUGAUAGGUGCUAAUUGAUGUGCUAACCAUAAUGACCACUAGGUGGCAUCAGUGUUAAACGAAUGUUCUCAAUGAAAAAGGAUUUAUGGUUAGAGGCUCUGAUAAAUUGAUUAAUGUGGGGGCCAGGCGGAGGCAGAAUUUAAUUUAUAGUUUCAUCCAAAUAUUAAAGCAGCAGGGCCAACCUAUCUGAACAGAUUAAAUCAUAGUCAUUCAUUAAUUACUCUCCAGAAAUUGAAAAAUGCAGUGUUGUUAGAUAUCAGCUGGAGUUAGAGUGGUCAUUUGUAGAAUGACAGAAAAUUCCAAUAAGAGAGAAAAGAUGAUGAUGAGUUAUUUUUUUGCAAGUUCUUUCACAAAAACCCAUUCACUACUUUUCACAUGUUUUAGUUUUCACAGUUCUUGACGGAGGUUUUUAGCAGUGACUGUAUUUUUAUACUUCUGCACCGUUAGCAGUAUUACUGAGAAUACUAAUGAAAGAGCGAGAGCAAAUAUGUCAAAGAUAUAUUCCUGAGGACUAAUGUGUACGAUUUAUUCGAGCAAUAAAUGAGUCUUUUAUUGUACUCUGCUUUUAACAUAGUGGUGCCUCGUGCAAAUGAUCCUUAAACUGAGGAAUACUUUGUUGUUCAUUCAUGAGAAAUCUGUCAGAUCAUAAUAAAUAUCUGUUGAGGGUUGAUGAA